ACGUAUAAGGGCUUUUUAUCUUCUUCUUCUCCUUCUACUUUGUUUCUAAACAAAUUUCAGGAGAGAGCUCGUCGUAUAAGCCACUGAAUUCGAUUUUGACCUCACAACCCAAAAUUUUCCCGAGAAAAUCUCUUUCAACCGAACGAAUUUGAAAACUCACCAAGAAGAUUCUGAGAUCUUUUUUGCGUCUCUUCGUAAAACAAUGGAGGUGAAAGUAGCUACCACGACGUCGUUUCAUUGGUCAGGACAUCACACGGCGAUUCCUCAAUGUCCGUCGUUUUCUCAAACCCUAACUUCCUCUAAACGCCGUCGUUCUUCUCGUGGAAGAGCCGGAGAUGCCUCCUCCGUUGUUGGAGGUUCUUUAUCUUGUCAGAGCAGACUGAAACCUUCCACGUUUCUUGGAACACAAUCUGGGAAGCUUAACCGAUCUAAAUCUUGUGAGCUUUGGCAAUUCUCUAAGGUAACAACAACAACAACAGAUGUGGUCAAGAGAAAUAAUAGUCCGUUAAGGAGAGUUUGUAGUGCGAGCUCUGGUUUCUUCUCGGACGAAGCCUUCUCUGUAAAGAUGCAGGAGUUAGCUUCACAAUUCAGGAUUGCAGGUCAAGAUGACGAAGAAGAGAACAAACACAAAUCAGAACCAGUAGGUACUCGUAGAUUUGGUUCUGUGAAGCUAUUACAAGAGUCUGUUCCGGGUUUAGCUUCUCUUGAGGCACCAUGGGCAGAGAUGGUUAACCAUUCAAGCAUUGAGCGUAAGGCAAACAGUGUUGAUUUGCCUCUGUCGCUUAGGAUAAUAAAGAGGAAGCUACAAGAAGAAGCGCUUAAAGAAGCUAGUGCAUCUAGUUAUUGUUCUAUCAAUAGAGCUUUUUCUUCUAUGGUUUUCAUGUUUGAGGAGCUACAUAGCUUUGCGUUGCAGACUAGGGUGGGUGUUCUUAGGCAGGUUAAGAAGGAGAUGCAUGCUUCUUUGCUUUGGAUUUUCCAACGCGUGUUCUCUCAGACACCUACUUUGAUGGUUUAUGUGAUGGUUCUAUUGGCUAACUACACUGUGCAUUCAGUUGCAUCAAACCUACCUAUUGCAGCAUGUCCUCCAGACUCAGAGACAAAAGACGUGCCAUUGGGUAGUAAAGGUACAGAUCAGACGCAUCAAAGGAUUGAUUUUUCUUCAUUUAAGGAGUCUAGUGUAAGUGGAAGAGAUGGUAAAGGGAUUGAUGAGUCCAAAUGGUUAGGUUCGAUCAGUUUUGACAAGGGCUCCCACUUACCGACACAUCGAGACUCGGUUUCAGGAGAAGGGAUGAGAGAGGAGGAGCUGAGUCUGUGGAAUUCUAUGGUUGAAGUAGCAAAUCGAAUGCAGGAUUCCCCUAUUGACCGUGACAUGAGAUUGAGCUUUGUUUCACCGGUCAGUGCAAGGAUUGAAUUGGAUGAUUAUGCCAAUUACACUAGAACAGAGCUUUUAUAUAAGAUAGGUUUGGCUCAAGAGCCGAACAACCAUCUGCUCCUAGCUAACUACGCUCAGUUCCUUUCCCUCGUUACUCAAGACUACGACAGAGCGGAGAACUGCUUCAAGAAAGCCAUAGAGUCAGAAGAUGUAGAUGCGGAAGCGUACAGCAAAUAUGCUAUCUUCCUGUGGAAAGUUCGGGACGAUCUCUGGGCGGCUGAGGAGAACUUUCUAGAAGCUAUAUCUGCAGACCCUACCAACUCCUUCUACGCCGCCAACUACGCCAACUUCCUCUGGCAAACGGGUGGUGAAGAAACAUGCUUCCCAUUAGAAUCGUCUGAGUCUCCUCAGGAAAUGGCUUAGGAACGAAUGAAUGAUGUGGUUUGUUAGCAGCAGUCUGCAGUGAAGAGAGACAGGGACAGAACUUAGGUACACGAUAGAAGCAAGAGGAAAACUGUAAGUAGUGUUUUUGAGUGAACCAGUGCAGCUGAUGAGCAUUGCUUCUCUUUGGUUCUUUUUGUUUUUUUGGCUUUUGCCUAACUUUCCACUCAGUAGUAAAUACGGUCGUAGAUUCCAUUGGCUUACUGAUCAUGGAUGCGUCCAAUAAGAAAGAACAUGUGUAGAUCCAACACUACUAAUAAUAAUCACUGAGCAUUGCUUUUGGUGAAAUAAUAAGUGAGCAUAUUUGCAUCGUUUAAUGUAA
This is a messenger RNA of Camelina sativa (false flax), 2135 nucleotides long. RefSeq lists its product as uncharacterized. Lineage: Eukaryota; Viridiplantae; Streptophyta; Magnoliopsida; Brassicales; Brassicaceae. Gene Ontology annotation, molecular function: protein binding. The record is from RefSeq and is a predicted model, not a curated record.